Molecule: messenger RNA, 1698 nt
Organism: Ctenocephalides felis (cat flea)
Lineage: Eukaryota; Metazoa; Arthropoda; Insecta; Siphonaptera; Pulicidae
Product: cytochrome P450 CYP12A2-like
Exons: 9
Coding region: 94-1698 (534 amino acids)
Molecular function (GO): iron ion binding; heme binding; oxidoreductase activity, acting on paired donors, with incorporation or reduction of molecular oxygen
Source: RefSeq, a predicted model, not a curated record
UGCAGAUUUUUCGUUUUAUUAAACAAAUGUAUUUAAUUUAAUUAAGCUUAAGGUUCUGUGUAACAAUUUAUAUAAGUAAUUUAAUAAUAAAGAAUGUUUACUCAAAGAGGAUCCGUUCUGUGUAAAAACUGGUGCAAGCACAGUCAGAGCAUAACAGUGAAAAAUAUUUCAAGUUCUCAAAAAUAUUUGGCCACUGUUGCAACACCAAAGGAAACUGUGUCUGAUAUCCCACCUCAGUGGAAUGAAGCCAAACCAUAUUCUGAAAUACCUGGCUCUAAAUCGGCCUUUGAGGCUAUGAGAAAUUUUUUACCAGGAGGUAAAUAUCAUAACAAAUCUUUAAGGAAUGUUCAUAGAUUGAUGAACCGUGAGUACGGUGAUCUGGUUAAUUGGAAGGGCGUUCUCGGAAAGCCAGAUUUUAUUUUGGCAUUUAAUCCUAAAGAUAUAGAACAAGUAUAUCGUAACGAAGGACCAAUGCCAAACAGAAGAGAAUUUCAGAUUUUCUCCUAUUACAGAAAAAAACUUCGCCCAGAAAUUUAUGGAGAAUAUGGUGGUCUUUUUGUCGAACACGAUGAAAAAUGGAAAGACUUAAGGGGAAAAGUAAAUCCAGUCAUGAUGCAACCAAGAGUUGUUAAGCAAUAUAUAAAAUCUGUAGAAAACGUAUCUGAUGAAUUUAUAACAAGAAUGGUGCGUCUGCGCGAUUCAAAUCAAGAAAUGCCAGCAGAUUUUAUGGAUGAAUUAAAUAAGUGGUCCUUGGAAUCUAUUGGCAGUAUUGCCCUGGACGCAAGAUUAGGAUGCUUGGAAGACAAUGUUGGUGUUAAUUCAGAUUCUGGAAGAAUGAUCCAAGCCGUUCAUGAUUUUUUCUAUUUAACUUUCAAACUAGAAAUUUUACCUUCUCUCUGGAAAUACAUUCCUACGCCUAGCUUCAGGAAAUUGACAGCUGCUUUGGACGUAAUGACAGAAAUUUCUUCGAAGAAAGUUGAUGAAGCAGUUGAACGUAUCAAAAAUAAUCCAAAUCCUAAGUCUGACUCGGAAGCAAGCGUAUUGGAAAAAUUACUUAAAAUUGAUAAGAAAAUUGCUGUAGUCAUGGCCAUGGACAUGUUGCUGGCAGGAGUCGAUACAACGUCAAAUACUACCGCUAUACUGCUGUAUUUUCUUGCUGCAAAUCAAAAAUGUCAAGAAAAACUACGAUCAGAAAUAUUGACAAUCUUACCAGACAAGGAUUCUAAAUUAUCAAGUGAUUCUUUCAAAAGAAUUCCUUAUUUAAGAGCUUGUAUGAAAGAAGCAAAUCGAAUAAUUCCUAUUUUAGGAGGCACUAUCAGAAAACUGCCGGUAAACGUUGUUUUAUCCGGUUAUCAAGUUCCGAAAGGGACUGAAAUAGUGGUAAGUCAUCAAACAGCAUCAAUGAACGAAAACCAAUUUCCUGAUUCAAAAAAGUAUAAACCUGAACGAUGGUUAAAUGCAGAAGAAGCUGAAGGUUGCCCUUUGGCAAAAAAUGCAAAUCCUUUUGCUCACAUGCCCUUUGGAUUUGGACCACGCAGUUGUGUCGGAAAAAGAUUCGCUGAUUUAGAAAUUGAAACUUUUGUAAUGAAAUUGUUUAGAAAUUACAAACUUGAAUGGAAUUAUGAUGAAUUGAAAGUAGCUAGUAGACUGAUUACGCAACCUGUAUCACCAUUGAAAUUUAAGCUGACAGAAAUUUAA